Molecule: messenger RNA, 5983 nt
Organism: Lytechinus pictus (painted urchin)
Lineage: Eukaryota; Metazoa; Echinodermata; Echinoidea; Temnopleuroida; Toxopneustidae
Product: b(0,+)-type amino acid transporter 1-like
Exons: 12
Coding region: 697-2178 (493 amino acids)
Biological process (GO): amino acid transmembrane transport
Cellular component (GO): membrane
Molecular function (GO): L-amino acid transmembrane transporter activity
Source: RefSeq, a predicted model, not a curated record
GCAGUUUACUACGACCCGGCAUCUUCGCAACCACGUUGCUCUCUCUGUUUACAAACACAAGUGUAAUAGUUCGAGCUAGCAUUUCAUUGACGGUAUUUCAUCAGUUUCAUCCGUUUUUUUGGACACAACCACACCUUUUUCAUUUCUGAUCUGAUAUUUACGGGAUAACAAGAGGUCGGUCUGUCUGCCUGGCAAAAUGUUAUCUACUCUACAUGUCUGUAGCUUUCAAAACUGAGAGUGACUGAAGAUAUUCCAAACCAUUCAUUGCGGAAAUCAUUAUUUCUUACUCGACUGUAACAACUUACGAUGCGCAAAAGCCAAAUUUACAGGGGUUUUCCCGGAAAGUAAUUAAGAAGGUGAUAUCAAUCAACGAAAGCAUCGAGUAAGUAAUCUGAACUAAGGAACGCCUAAUAACCGCUAGUUCCUACAACAACGUGAGAUUUCCCUUUUCUGCGAAACGAGCCAAAGAUACCAUUAUUAUUGAUAUUAAGUUAUUGGACUAUAGCCAACUGGAAUAAAACAAAAAUACUUUACUGUGCUAUGGAUAUAGGCCUACAUAUUAUUUACCUGCAUUAAUAUAAAUCUAAGAAAACUGAUUAUUUCCGGUUUGAAACUAUCGAAUAUUUGGGCAAAGCAUUCCGAAAACACGGUCAAAAGGAGAUAAUUUCUUCAAAGGACAUCGUUGACGUCGGUGAGAUGGCGAAGUCAAAGUCAAAAGCACACAGCAUCGAUUACGACUCUGGUAGAAUGGACGGCGAGAUCAAACUCAAGCGCGAAGUAGGACUGUUCGGCGGUAUCUGCUUUGUCGUUGGGGCGAUGAUCGGUUCGGGAAUCUUCGUAUCCCCAGUCGGCAUUCUUCGGGAAACCGAAAGCGUCGGAAUGAGUCUUGUCAUCUGGCUUCUCUGCGGUUUCCUAGCUCUUGGAGGUUCCCUUUGCUACGCUGAGCUGGGCACAAUGAUCCCUAAAUCGGGCGGAGAGUACGCCUAUCUCCUGGAGUGCAUGGGUGCUCUACCGGCCUUCCUUUUCUCCUGGACUUUUAUCCUGGUGAUACGCCCAUCAACCGUUGCCAUCGUCUGCCUCAUCAUGGGAACCUACACCGCGGAGUACAUCACAAAUAGCGAUUGCUAUGACAACGACCUGGUUGCAAGGAUAUUCGCGAUGAUGGCGCUAUUGAUCCUGACCUUCAUAAAUUGCUACAGUGUGAAAGCAGCCAAUCAAAUCCAGAUCUGGUUUACCAUUGCAAAGCUGCUUGUGUGUGCAAUCAUCAUUGUCAUUGGCUUUAUCAACAUUGGAAAAGGCAAUACGGAGUUCAUUACACCCAAAACGUCGUUCAUGAAUAGUUCGCCCAAUGGACUGUCUUAUGCCUUAGCCUUUUAUCAAGGACUUUGGGCGUAUGAAGGAUGGGGUUUCCUAAAUUCAUUGACUGAAGAGAUUAAAAACCCACGAAGAAAUCUUCCGAUUUCUUUGCUGGUCGGCAUCCCCUUCGUCGCUCUUGUAUAUAUUGCCAUGAAUAUCUCAUACUUCACCGUUAUUACUCCAGAUGAGAUGCUUGCAGCAAAAGCAGUUGCUGUCACUUUUGCACACCGCACAAUGGGAUCUUUCGCUUGGAUCGUUCCGCUUGGUGUGUGUAUGUCGACCUUUGGAGCAGCGAACGCUACCCUGUUUACAGCUGGCAGGUUACCCUUCGUAGCAGCAAGGGAAGGCCAUGUUGCCCAGAUCUUAGGAAUGGUGCAUGCUAAGAGGCUUACCCCUCAACCUGCCGUUAUGUCGGUGUCGGCGAUUGCAAUGGCUCUGAUAUGCAUUGGGGAUUUCGAUGGUCUCCUCAACUACUUUACUUUCGCUGUCUGGCUUUUCUACAGUCUUACCGUAUUGGCUUUGAUUAUAAUGAGAUAUACACAUGCUAGCUGGGAACGUCCCAUCAAGGUUCCGUUGGUAGUUCCGAUCCUGUUCUUCUGCGCAUCUCUGUAUCUUAUCUUCGCUCCUAUCAUCAACUCACCUGCCCUGGAGUUUCUCUAUGCCUUCAUCUUCAUCAUAUCAGGCAUUGCAGUCUACUUCCUCUUUGUCUGGCAUAAGCUGCAGCUCCGAGGAAUGAAUUCCCUGACAAGAUUUCUGCAGAAAUUGUUCUUCGUUAUACCUACCAGCUACAAAGAGAAAGACGAAGUGAAGACACCUCUCUGAAACCAAAGAGAAUCAAUGAACACUCAAAUACAUUGACAAAUUCCACGAUCAGUAAACAUUACAAUAUUUGUAUUGUAUGAAGCAUACACUUCAACGUUCGCAGGUUACACAAUCUUGUAGCCAUGGUAGCUUCAUCUAAACCUUUAGAUAGUCCUACCUUCUAUUGCCCUACGGUGAUCCUGAAUUGGAGCUCAGAUAAUUAGGGUCCAGAACGUUUUAUCAUAUAUACGACUCACAAGAUAUGGAUAAACAAUUUCUAAUCGUAAAGAUGAUUAUUUGCAAGGUUGUUAAGAGCCGAUCAGAGAACAAUGACUUGCCUUCGGUAGUUACAGCAAGCAGUCUCGGCUCCAUGAACAAACUGAAAUGGAGAUUCUCCAUGUAUGGAUUAUAGGGUCUACUUUGGCCGUUUCCUUGUGAAUGUUCUUCCCCUCGUGACUCGAUUCUUCAUCCUUUCUGAUGAACACUAUUCUACGGGAAGAACAAUCUCUGCAUGUGGAAGCCAUAACACGGUGCAAUGUGCAGAACUCAGUCCUGGUGAAACUGUUGACCGUCCUUGCACCAUUACAGAAGCUACACAAUGCGUGAUUGAACUUCUAAACGUGCAAUCACGGUGAGAGUUCCUUUUACAGGGUCUAAUAUAUCACUCCUCUCCGAAGAAGGGCAUGAUGAUUCCAAUCUGAACUGGGAUUUAUUUCGUGCACAACAAUAAUGCCCUGUGUUUUAUACGUGCAAGGACAUGGACACUACUUCUCACAGGGCUUGUAUUCUACAGCCUAUCAGAGGGACAAUGCCGCGUUUUUUUGUUGUUUUUUUUUUUUAGAUAACCUUGCCCCGAAUCUGAAGAUGAGGUGCAGAUAGUUGCGGAAAUGGAUGAACAGGGUAACUAUCCACGCCGCUGCCUCUCCGCUCUUUAUAAUCGAAGCGCUUUCUAAUCUAUAUUCCUGCUUCCCCUUCGGUUUUAAAGGAUUGUGAGAGGCAAAAAUACAAUUUAAUUUCAUGUGAUAGAGAGGGUGAAGAAUAUAUUCACUCUUUCUCCUCUUGUUCACUCUGUAAUGGAAUGAUUAUAAACUAAAAAGUGAACAAGAUAAUGUGUUGUCUUUUGUCAAAGGAAUCUUGCAUGAUUUCUGAAGGUAUGCAGUGAUGUUCUUUGAUAAUACCACCGUGUAAUUAUGUGCCGUGAAUCUGUUCUUAAUUUUUGAGCAUUUUCCGUCCUGUAAAUAUUAAAUGAUGAAAUAGAUAUAUUUUGAUAAUGUAUAUAAUUGUCCCAUUUGAAGGUAUGGCGUGAUCAAGCAAUAUGAUAUUUUUCACCGUUUAAUUCAAAGAAAUGUUCAUGAUUACUUUAUUCUUUUUCGCCUGAAUUCCUAACAGGGUUACUAAGUCAUGUCAUUGCGAUAAUUAUUGAGUUAUUGAAUGAAUUAUAUGACAAAUACAUCAAAGCAAUGUGAGUCCUUGGUAAAUUCGUUACUUCCAUUUUGUUGUUGAUUAAGUUAUAUUAUAAUAUAAUAUAAGUAUAUUAGCAUGUUUUACGCUGAAAACCAAAGUUUAGUGUCCUGAAACGAGAAAGCAUGUGUGAGCAUAUACUACCCCCCUUGAAGAAAUGGUAUGUUCUCCUACUUCGAAAGUGCUUUCUUUCUUUCCAUUAAUUUGCAUCACAUUUUUUGUUAAGUUCAACUGGCCACUCUGUUGGGUUGUCUAGUCGUCUAAUGGUUUAUUUAUUUAAUGAUAUAUAUAUAAAUGAUAUCAUUUCUACAUAUGUAAUGUAAUGUAAAUGUAAUUUGAAAAGCAGCUCAAAUUAUACGUGUUCAAGGAGAUGAAUUUAUAUUUAAGAAGGUAAUAUUUAUUUAUUUCAUUUUGGUUAUCCAUUCCGUGUAUUCUUCGCUGAAUCUAAAGGAAUAUGGUUUUAUUCAUUUCAGAGGCUGUAAUAAAUGCAUGUAAAUAUGAGGCGUACUGAAAAGAAAGUAUUCGACAUAUAUUAUGUCUUGAUCAGUCUGAUAAUAAUGUGAUAAUCAUAAUUGAAAUAUAUCGCUUGGUGUUCUGAAAUGCUUAAUUUAUUAUUUUGUACAUAUGACAAUGAUGGGCGUUUCAAGUGAAAAUUGUUCCGGUUUAUUUAUAUUCAGCUACUGUUAUCCUGAAAUUGAUUUCGCUGAAAGCGAUAAUGACGUACAGAUUUAUAAUAUAUAUAUAGCAAAGAAUACAUUUGUUAUGAGAAGUGCACAGCUUCUUUCACAGGGUGAGAAAUUGAAACAAUAUAUUGCGUUGCUUUAUUUGAUUUAUUUAACAGGUCGGAAAUAAGAUGGUAUAAAUUUUAAUAUCGUCUUAUGAAUGAUAACCAUUAUGAUUUGUUAUGCUUGCCUCCAUGGUGGGGUGUUGAACUGUACUAAAGCUAAAAUAUAAUGGAAUGUUGCAGCCUCUGCUAUGGGGUGUAUGGUGCGCCAAAGAUCUCUUGGUCUAUUUUGAACACUCUUAAACCGUCUUCCAUUUUUUUUUGUAAAUGUAAAUGAAACUGUUAAUCAGGAUGAAAUUACCUUGGAAAAGAAAGCAUGAUAUAACUUCUCAUCUAAGCUGUAUUAGUAAUCGUUUAAGAAUGCAUUUCAGGGGAUCGUUUCAUAAAGCUGUUCUUAAGAUAAGAGUGACUGGUGAUCCUUUGUUGUGGUAAAUGAUAAUUACCAUGUUCUUAAAGUUACUAUUAACUUAGGAACAGCUUUAUGAAACACCCACCAGUUCUUGUUAAAGACAAAUCGACGAGUGUCUUAAAUAAAAGAGCGGCGCUCGAUUUAUAGGCUAAACUCAACAAGGGUAAUACUGGCUCUAAGAUGUCUGAUAUGUCAUGUUGUUGUUCAUGGGUAGCUGUGAGUUCGAACGCGUCAUGCAGCAACUUGAAUUUAAAGAUCAAACUAAAAAAAUGUAACUAAUGAACACCUUGUCUGAAAAUAUUCGUGUUUAUGUUAUAUUAUAUUAUAUUGAAUAACUAAGUUUUUGUGUUUCAUUCUGUGUAACUGUAUUUGUUAUCGGCCCAAGUCUGAUACUGAAUUGGACCGGAAAUAGGUCUAGCUGGAACGCUCAAAAACUGUAAAUAGAACGAUACCUUGCCUGCGUUUACGUUUUCCUCCGUGUUGUGAGUUAUCACUGUGAGUUGUUUCUUUAUUAUCAUUUUCAUAGUGAUGUCGGCGUUCCGCAGACACACUGUCAACGGAUGCUCAAAUCAUUAAAAUACUUAUUUAUAUGAUGUUGAUAUUGGCUAGUUCGCAUUUUCUGAAUAACUAUUAUACUUCCAAGUAAUCCCGCGAUAUGUAAAAUGCAGUACAUAAUACACAUAAAAACAACCGAUGCAUAUACUUAUUAUCACUAACGUCUUGUCAUUCAUAUUGAUCAGUCGUUUUAUGUAAUAUAGAAUCGUACGAGGUGUUUCCUUCCUUAACAGGGUAUGUACCUAAAGGGUGAACCAUGUUCGUAUUGUGGUUGUAUAUUGGUCAAUUGGUGCAAUAACAAUGUCUUUGUUGCAUUAAUGCGAAUAAGUGGUAAUCAAUGAUGGGAGAUGGAUGCCUUUGUAAAAGUAAUUCAGUAAAACAUGGAAAUGAUUAUAAUUGAUUUAAAUCAAUAUCAAUUUAAUUGAAAGAAUACAUGUAACUCCAUGUGAAUGUAUGUUAAAGCAAUAAUUGUUGGGAAUUUAUUCCAAGAAACUUGAUGUGAUCGCCGAUAAAUUGGUGUAUGGUAAAAUAUAAUGUACACAUUGAUUGUGCUCCUUAAUCAAAAGAUUAUUUUGAUUCACAAUAAAAUUGUGUCAAUCGGACAACAAAGUACAAUA